CCGCGUCCGCGGAGCUGCGGCGGCGCGGGCUGCCGGCGGGCGUGCGGCCGCGGCUCCUGCUCUCUUUUAUGAGCGACGAGGCGGAGGAGCGGCAGCGGGGGACACCAGGAGGAGCAUUUCUUCCCCGAGGUUUAUGAAUGGCACUGACAUGGAGGAAAUACCGUUUCAGAAAGUCAAGACCAAGAGGAAGAAGUGCUGCCACUGCUGCUGCUCCCCACCGGCUGCCGCGGCGGCGGGAGCAGGAGCCGGGCUGGGGGACCCCCCUCCCUUGCUGCUGCUGGAUGCCAUCGCCUGCGAGGACGAGUUUGACUGCAAGGAGCUGGAGGCUCUCUUCCAGAGCUACAACCUGAAGCUGGAGCAGACGUCCACCCUCAAGGCGCUGGCCGUCCUCAUUGUGCUCACCGCCAGCCUGGCCCUGGUGGAGCUGCUCUCCAGCCCCAGCCUGACCAUCUCCAAAGGCUCGCACCCGGUCCACUGCAUCAUCUUCCUCUCCCUCUUCAUCGUCACCAAUGUCAAGUACCUGCAGGUCACCCAGCUGCAGCAGAUCGUCAAGCUCACCUUGCUCUUCAGCUUCACCUUCUCCUUCCUUUGCUGCCCCUUCUCGCUCGGCGCCUACGGCAUGGAGCCGCCCAGCGCCCCCGAGCAGGGCAUGUGGCAGCUCAUGCUGGUCACCUUCGUCUCCUACUCGCUGCUGCCCGUCCGGACCCUGCUGGCCAUCGUCUUCGGGCUGGUGGUGUCCGUCUCCCACCUCAUCGUCACCGCCACCUCCGUCAGUGCCAAGCGGCAGCGGCUCUGGAGGACGCUUGUGGCCAAUGCAAUCCUUUUUGUCAGUGUAAAUUUGUAUGGGGUCUUUGUGAGGAUUUUGACAGAAAGGGCUCAGAGGAAGGCGUUCCUUCAGGCCAGGAACUGCAUUGAGGACAGGCUGAGGCUGGAGGAUGAAAAUGAAAAACAGGAACGUCUCCUGAUGAGUCUUUUGCCCAGGAAUGUUGCAAUGGAAAUGAAGGAAGAUUUUCUGAAGCCCCCUGAAAGGAUUUUCCACAAGAUUUACAUUCAAAGGCAUGACAACGUUAGCAUUUUGUUUGCAGACAUUGUGGGGUUCACUAGUUUGGCAUCACAAUGUACUGCCCAAGAGCUGGUGAAGCUGCUGAAUGAGCUCUUUGGCAAAUUUGAUGAAUUAGCUACAGAAAACCACUGCAGAAGAAUAAAAAUCCUAGGGGACUGUUACUACUGUGUUUCAGGAUUGACCCAGCCCAAAACAGAUCAUGCCCAUUGCUGUGUUGAAAUGGGACUGGAUAUGAUUGACACCAUCACAUCUGUUGCAGAAGCCACAGAGGUUGAUCUCAACAUGAGAGUUGGAUUGCAUACAGGCAGGGUGCUUUGUGGGGUGCUAGGUCUCCGAAAAUGGCAAUAUGAUGUCUGGUCAAAUGACGUGACUUUAGCGAAUGUAAUGGAAGCUGGAGGACUGCCUGGGAAAGUUCACAUAACAAAGACCACCUUAGAGUGCCUAAAUGGGGACUACGAAGUAGAACCAGGAUACGGUCAUGAAAGGAAUAGUUUCUUGAAGAAGCAUAAUAUUGAAACAUAUUUUAUUGUGCCAUCUCAUCGUAGGAAGAUAUUUCCUGGACUGAUUCUCUCAGACAUUAAGCCUGCUAAACGAAUGAAGUUCAAGACAGUCUGCUACCUGCUUGUUCAGCUCAUGCACUGUCGUAAGAUGUUCAAAGCGGAGAUCCCUUUCUCUAAUGUCAUGACAUGUGAGGAUGACGAUAAGAGGAGAGCAUUAAGGACAGCCUCUGAAAAACUCAGGAAUCGUUCCUCUUUUUCUACCAAUGUUGUAUACAACACUCCAGGAACUCGAGUAAACAGAUACAUCAGCCGUUUGAUAGAGGCCCGGCAAACUGAGUCUGAGAUGGCUGACUUGAACUUCAUUACCCUGAAGUAUAAGCAAGUUGAGCGUGAAAAUAAAUACCACCAGCUUCAGGAUGAGUACUUCACCAGUGCUGUAGUUCUCUCACUAAUUCUAGCUGCCUUAUUUGGCCUUGUCUACCUUCUAAUAAUACCACAGAGUACCGUAGUUCUUGUUCUCCUGGUGUUCUGCAUAUGCUUCCUAGUGGCUUGUAUUAUGUACCUACAUGUCACACGAGUACAAUGUUUUCCAGGGUGCCUGACAAUACAAAUUCGUACCAUUUUGUGUAUUUUUAUUGUGAUCUUAAUAUACUCCGUGGCUCAAGGAUGUGUGGUUGGCUGUAUGCCUUGGGUUUGGAAUACCAAUUCCAGCAGUUCAAUAGUUAUCAUUUCUCCUGGUGGAACAAAUAAAACAAUGAAUGAACUUCCAUGUGACACAGCCCACUAUGCUUUUCUUUCCUGUGUAGUGGGGACUCUCACCUUGGCAAUAUUUCUACGUGUAUCUUCCUUGCCAAAAAUGAUUCUCCUUCUUUUUGUUACAAUUUUGUACAUAGCUAUUCUGGAACUCAGUGGUUACAGAAAAGCAGUGGGGGGUGGCUCCUUUUAUAUGCGUGGUUAUGAACCAAUACUAGCCAUUUUGCUAUUUUCUUGUGCUUUGGCACUGCAUUCCAGACAGGUGGACUUGAAGCUGCGUCUGGACUACCUCUGGGCUGUGCAGGCAGAAGAAGAGAGAGAUGAUAUGGAGAGAGUCAAGCUGGAUAAUAAAAGAAUUCUCUUCAACCUGUUGCCAGCACAUGUUGCACAGCACUUUCUUAUGUCUAAUCCAAGAAAUAUGGACCUUUAUUACCAGUCGUAUUCGCAAGUGGGAGUGAUGUUUGCUUCCAUCCCAAAUUUCAAUGAUUUCUACAUCGAAUUGGACGGCAAUAAUAUGGGAGUGGAAUGUUUACGCCUGUUAAAUGAAAUUAUUGCUGAUUUCGAUGAGCUUAUGGACAAGGAAUAUUAUAAGGACAUAGAAAAGAUCAAGACAAUUGGAAGUACGUAUAUGGCAGCUGUGGGACUCGUACCUACUUCAGGAACUAAGGCUAAAAAAUCAAUUUAUUCCCAUUUGAGUACACUGGCAGAUUUUGCAAUAGAGAUGUUUGAUGUUCUUGAUGAAAUCAACUAUCAGUCUUACAACGACUUUGUCCUACGAGUUGGUAUUAAUGUUGGGCCAGUAGUGGCUGGAGUCAUUGGAGCCAGAAGACCACAGUACGAUAUCUGGGGGAACACUGUAAAUGUUGCCAGCCGGAUGGAUAGUACUGGAGUGCAGGGGAAAAUUCAGGUAACAGAAGAAGUUCAGCGGAUAUUGAAAAGGUGCAGUUAUGAAUUUGUGUGCAGGGGUAAAGUCAGUGUAAAGGGAAAAGGCGAAAUGUUGACCUAUUUCCUGGAGGGAAAGGCCGAUGGAAAUAAUUCACAAACACGGUCUUUAAACUUAGAGCGGAAAAUGUACCCUUAUGGGAGAGCAAACAUUCAAACAAAACUGGGCACCAGCUGUCCGUCGGUGUCCUCAGCUGCUAGCUUUACUGUAAAAGCUGGGCUUGGAGCAGGUCAAACGUCUGCCACUCACGCAAAUCAAACACUGCAUUAUCUUCCUUCUGUGCCAGCUGUGAAGGAGGUGUAGAGCAAAGGAGAUUUGGUUAUGCCAUUUGAAGUGAACUUGGAGAGCAAUGGUUGCCUGAAUUUUUACCGAGAGAUCAGAGGUCAUAGGCCAUGGCAUUAACCAAGGACCACUACAACCCAACCAAAGAGAACUUGGGGACUUGUGUAAUGAACUCUUGGGAUGGAACAUAUAAGGGCUAGCAAUUCUGUUAGGAAAAGUCAAAACCUGAUUUUUUGGAAAUGAGGAAUAUUUUCUUGGCAUUUUUAAAGGGUAAAUGAAAAAAAAAAGAGAUAAACAUGCAAGCAAUUAUUUGUGUGUGUGUGUGUGUGUAUAUAUAUGUUUUAAUCUAUAUAUGCACAUAUACAAACCGUCCUGUGUAGACUUAAUAGAGAUUUAUAGAGAUACACACAAAAAUAUGUAUUUAUUUACACAUCCACCUGCAAUGACAUAGCAAAGAGAUUUCUCUUUCUGUCAUAGCCAGCACUGUUGGGUCUGGGAUUAGCAAAGCUGCAUUUAACUGUGGAGUGCGGGGCACCUGGAGACUCUCCAGGGCUACAGCAAGACUCAGAGAAACUGUGCUCCCAGUGCAUGAGUUAAAGCAACGAGAAUGGUGUUCAUUGUGCUGUCAAUGGCAGAUUACUGAAGGCUGGAUUCAGCUAAUUGCUAAACCCCAUGUAUUUUUUAAAAUUCUCUUUGCAUGCUCCAAAAACUUAAAAAAAAAAAAAUUCCAAUUCAAACUGUAACACUAGGAUAUGAAGUAGAUAAACCACAGAGCUUAAGGUUUGGCAGAAGAGCAAUAUAUAGUCUUUCAAUUAAAAAAAAAAAAAAAAGGAUAGUAGAGUUUAGAAGUUGCUGCCUCUUCACAGGUUAUUUGACUCUGUACAAGACAGAGGAGCCACCCUGCAAGCCCAGCAAUAUGGUUAUGCAAUAUAGAAACAUUCCUUUUGGUACAGUGCUGAUUUUAUUCAAGAGCGGAAGGAUGGUAUUAUUUCAGGCUUUUACAAACAGCACAGGUCCUGUAACUCAGUUCCAGGAUUUAGCUUUACCUUUUUAAACAGCUCAAAGAAUAGUCCCGUAAUGGUGACAAACAUGCUGUUGCUAGCUUUGUGACAUUUGUGUGUUUGCCAACAUAGUCUUACGUCUUAAUUGAUUUUUAAAUUUAUGCCACAGUUUUAUUAUAUCUUGAUUCUACCCAGGCUCAAUCUUCAAAGCUGUACAAUUAUAGAAAGCUAUAAUUCUGAGAAACAAGCACAGUCAAACUUUGCCCAAAUGAGGAGCACACUGGUAAACAUGCCAGGAGAGUGAGGCCUGCUCUUAAUCUGCAUAAAAGGGAACAUAUUUUGACUGCUUUUUCCUCUAAUGCAGCCCACAUCCCGUUGUUCAUGGUUUCAUCUUGAAACACUGAUCUGGAUGUGAAAUGUGGAGUGUAGCUCCAUAUUUGAGGUGAGGGCGGUUGGACGCCAUCCUGCUGAGUGACGUGUGCUCCAUGGACAGUACCAUACUGUCCUACUGUCCUGAUGGGGAUACACAAGCUAACCAGCCUUACUGCUUUCCAAAAAAGAAGCAAAACUUUACGUUGUCUAAAAACAUGCAAAACUUCCUUUUAACUAAAAAAAAAAAAAAAGCACCACCAUCACCACCAAAAAGAAAGCCCAAACUUGAGAAACCUACCAAAGGCUGCAAAGUUGUCCAGGUUCUACACAAGUAGAAAACUUGUGCGUACUAGAUGUCACAUUUCCCUUUGGUGGGCCUAUUUUAUUACUCAUUUCAGUGGAAAGAAGAUUCUGAGCGAUUCUCCUACAAUCAGCAUUGCUUUGGAGCAGUCACUGUAUUAAAAGUAUACAAAUGUAUAAAAAUACAUAUAAAAAAAAAAAAGUUGACAAAUGCUGUGUCAACAGAUGCAAAUGCUUAAAGAAAUGCUGCAGGAGUUUCCAUUCUCCAUGUAGCCAUAUCAGGCUGCUGUGGGAUUCCAGUGGUUUUCAGCGGGGUUUUUAAUUAAUUGUUAUGUACCCUAUCAGCUGAGUGCUUCAUUACAGAGCUAUCAAUAUUAGUCUUGUGAUUAAAAUGACUAUAAAAAACUGAGAAUUGCUUCCUAACUGUACUAAGUGUAUGCACCCUGACUGCUCUGUGGAAAGUCGCUGCAUUUCUUUAUCUCCCCAACAGCUAUUCAGUUUGAAGAUAUUCUUCUUGAAUAAUUUAAUUCUGGUUUUGAGGCAUUCAAAGCCAUUUAAAUAAAUACAUGUAGAGAAUACAGAUUUAAAAGGACAAAUAUUUAUAUAAUUAAACUGAAUAAGUGGUAGCCAUGUGAAGCACACUGCGUAUUAAUGCUUUCUAAUAGCUGUGUAAGAACGAAAUCACCACACUGGUAAAGUUAAAUAUUUAACCAAAAUGGAAAGUAUUAUGUUCAAUAGCAUUAAUCACUCAGUUCCGCUCACAAAGACCCCAAGUUACACAAUUUUUGCAUCAGAGAAUUAGGAAUAAUUUCACUAAUAAUAAUAAAACAUUAUUUAUAUGUGUACUCUUACUGAAAGCAUCUUCAGAUCCUAGCAGUAGAUCUGAUACUGUAUGAACACUUAGACCAAAUACAACCAUUGACCCACCCCAAAAGCUUACUAUGAAUGUAUUUCUUUGUUACUUUUUUAAUGGGUCCAAGAUGUAGGCAUAUUGCCAUUGUUUCUUUUAAUCACUAGGUGGACAGUGAUCAGAAAUGAAUUGUCCUCUGUACUAAUAUACUCGGGACUGUUCUUAUUCCCAGACUCAUUCCCAGCCUACUCCUGGAGUAAUGUCAGUGGUAGAUAAUGUAACAAGGUAAAUUUGGAUUAUCCAUUUUAAUAUUUUAAAAGAUUAGCAGGUGCUAGUAGAAUUACUCCAAAGUUUUUCUGAGCCUAAUCCUCCUCUCCAACAGUUAAAUGAGGCACACGGCUUUUUUAAGAAUGCUUUCCGUGUUGAAUGGGAAGGACCAGUCAGGUGCAGUCCAUCACCAGCUUCUCAUUUGGCCCUUUUGCAGGAGGUCUGUGACUCCAGAGCAGGUUGAGCAGACCAGGAUGGCUUCUUGGUGCUGCAGCCAGUCCAGUGCGGGUGUGCUAGCCUACAGUAUCAAUGACGAUGUAUUUGGAGUCAGUUCCCAGAUUUUGCUUGAGUUAACGUUUUUCUUAUUUUUGUUGUGGUUGUUGUUGCUGGUUUUACUAUGGGGAAAACUACAUUUUUCUAUGUAGUCCUGGACUGAGCAGUGCAGAAUCAUGAAGAAAGUCCAGGCAAGGCACAAAUUAGUAAGAAGCCAUGGGAAAAAGAUAGGCAGUGUUCAGCAGCCAUUUCAACAGGAAAAACUAGGUGCCCGUUGAAAUCAUGAUAUAAUGAAGGUGUGCUCUUGCCUUUAUGCUUUCCCUCCCUAUUCAUAUCAUUUUUUCCCAUUUUCCUUUUCUGUGUACAUUUGUUUUAUUUCAGCUUUUGUGUGAUAGCUUUAAAUGACAGAUUUAACCUUUCUGCUCUUCUGCAUUCUUUGAUGCAUUCAGUAAGUUUUAUACGUGGAAGGAGGUAGUAGUAAUACUUCCAAGAACCCCACAAAUGCACAUUUUCUGCCAAAUUAGAGAAGCUUGUCAUCAAAUUUUUAUUGGCAAUUGGCUGAGGAUAAUAUGUGGCCCACUCCAAUAUCCCUGAGAAUGAUCAGAAGGAUUUCGUCGGAUUUCUGUGGGAUUUGGGUUGUAUCCACCUUAAUGCAUGCAGUCGUAUUUCCUAUCUUGCAUUUAUUGAUUUUCUGGUCAAGCUCUGUAACUUUUGCCGGGGUGACCUUGCUGUAGCCCCAGCAAGGAACCAGUUCUGCCCCACAGUACCCAAAAGUCCCUCACAUUUAACUGAGAAUAGUAACUUGUUGCAAUGUGGGCAGAAUAGCCACCUGCACUUCUGUUCACUGCUUUGUGCAACUAUUAGCUUGAAAAAGCUAACAGAUACGAGCCCCAUCACAAAGUGAUGCCAUUUUGGCAUGUCGAUGUCUGUCAGUAGCAAGCACAAUAUUUCACAUCAGUUUGCACAUUUUCUCUUUCAGAUAAUAGUAAUAAUCGAAGUCUUUUCUUCUUUAUAUAAUGAGAGAAGUAUCAGAGAUGUUCAGACUUCACUGUCUUGGGAGCUAAUUUCAAAGUGUUCCUAUGCUACCUUUAUCUUUAAAUGACUUUUUAAUUAUUAUUCUCUGCUGAAAUUACAAACUGGCAUUCAGUUGAAUUACUGGCUAGAUAUUUCCGAGCAUUUUCCAUUUGCAUUGACUAGAAAGCUAUUUUAUCCAGCCUGUAAAACGCGUUGGUUUUUGUCGCUGCUUCCCGCUGUGGCAAGUCACACUUCCUUGUCUUCACUGAAAUACACGCAAAUUCUCCCUUGCUUUCUCUAGGUGAGACUGAGAGCCAAAAGCUUCAGCUCUUUAAGGCUGAAUCUGCAUCCCUUAGGUACCCACAAGGCCUGCGGAAAUCUCUGGGAGUUUAGCAUGCAUAUAAAGGUCAGGAGUUGAGCUUCUGUAGGCCAAGUUCUGCUUGGGGUUACAGUGAUGUCUCAUAUCAGUACUGAACUGAAUAUUUUACAGCACUGUAACUAAGAGUGGGUUAUGCGCCUAGAUCUCUUUCACACUUUUGCCUGUAAUUUAUCUACAAGGCAAAAGAAAGUACUUGGGAGUCACUGUUUGAAGGGAAACAGUUUAUUACCUGUGCCAUUUCAGUGCUUUGAGGAGUCUGAACUCACUAGUAAGUAGCGUGAAUCAUUUUCAUGUGUUGAAUUCCUGCUUGUAGCAGAAACAGAGUGUUUUCUUUACAUCAGCAAGUCCAGAUUCUGUAUGUGUUCUGCCCAGGCAGGAGGACUAUUUAGCCAUAAUGUUCUUUCAAGUUAGAGUUUUGUAUUACAGUGAAAACCAACAUUUUUUAAUUUGUGAUAAACCUAUAUUAUAAUGCCUUAUUUAUUUUUAAUCUUGUACAGUGUUACAAAACAACAGAAAACAUUGGCCUUUCAUGUAUUAUUCACUUUAAAAGAUGUAUUGUAUUAUGGAAUUUUGUAAAUAGUUUUAGCUCGGACAGGUAAUUGCAUGUACACUUGUAUAAAAAGAGGCAAAAAGGCACACUUUUAACAAAUGUUAAUGAUUUUUGUAAGAGACAUUUUACAUGUGCAUGGAGAUUAUAAAUCCUUUGGAAAUGGACGUCCUUUUGUUUUUCCUUGAAAUCUACUGCAUGCCACUCAUGCCUGACUUCAGUAAAACAAAACAAAACAGUAAGUUUUCCUAAAUGUUUUUGACAUAUCACUUCUGGCACAGAGUUAAAUCCACUAGUUGCAUGUGCGUUCAGCAAAGCAAAAUCAAAAUGCAGACAGCAAAUAGAAAAGAAAAGUAAUUUAAUUAUUGUAAUCUGCCAACCUCAGUGUUCCAUGAUCCAUAAUACAGUAUAUGAAAAUUGUUAUCGACAUCUAUUCUGUCUUCAUAAGGUACCUUCUGGUCAUUAGAAGCAAUAAACUCUACUUACUGUAAUAUAAAAAGCAAGCAGAUAUUCUAGUUCAUAAUGGUGUGAUAUCUGACAUUCAAUGGGUAUUCUCUGAUACUGCAUUUGCUGUAGUACUGUCAUCAAGAAAGACCAAGUGUCAAAUCCAUCAUUGCUGUAUGCAGGUGCAACACAAUGGAAGGUAAAGAAGGUGAAUUUGGCCCACUGAUGUUACCCAGAGUGUAUUUCUAAUGUGGUAAUAAGUUAUUGUAUGUGAAAAGUGCACAAUGAGAAUAGAUUGUUUUCCUGGAUACAUACAUAUAUAUAUGUAUGUAUAUAUAUAAGAAUUACAUUUUUUGCCUUAUUUUUGUUAGCUUUUUUGGCUCAUUUUCUAAUAAUUUCUAUUGCUAAGCAGAAAGUAUUUAACAGAACUAUUAGGAGAAGGUUCACUGGAUUCUCCGGCUUUGAGCCAUCUGGGUGCCGUGCUGAUGCCAGUCCUGCUGUCACUAAAGCCGUGCUUACAGGGAUGCCUCCCUUACGCAUCACAGCCUAACCCACCGCUUGAGGCCUGUGUCAGCUAGUGACAUAGGGAUAAGAAAUCAAUAUCCAAUCCUUUAGCUGAUUUUUCCCAUAUUGCUGCUGAACAAAACUUUAAAUUCUGGAGGCAUUUUGCAUGCAUCAUUUUGCAAGUUGUCAUAUCUGUGUCACUACAGCCCGGGACUACUUCUCAAAUUAAUUCUAUAAUUGCUGUAUGAUAAAUGAGGAGUACUGUAGAAGCAUAACACUGAGGUGGGUGGCAGAAGAAAAAGGGUGUGGACUGUGAAUACUUUCUACUAUGGAUUAAUAAGGAUUACUUGUAUUUUACAGAUUUGAGCUAGUUUUAUACAUAGGAUUUAGAAAUCUGUUAAUUUGUUUGUUUAAUCAGGCGACUGUGGGGUUAACAAAGCAGUGCAGCUUCUGCGAGUACUUCUGUCAUAAUAAGUUAACAUGUAGGUUCAUACAAUGUAUCCCAGUUGCCUGCAUACAAGACCGCUACCUUGUACUGAUGAUUGGCUUCAUACAGCAGUUAAGGGUUUCUAACGGUCAUAAACUAAUUAAUCUCAAAUUCAGUGGGUUUUGCAUCUCAGUGUGGCGUAAUUGUUGUGACUAAUGACAAUCUGGACUCUGCUUCUCCACCCCAAUCCUGUCUACAAUUGGCUUUUUCCAGAAAUCUGUAUAGGCUUUUUUAAACUCUUGACUGAGUUUUCAGGCCAAAUCUAAAUCAUGAAUAAAUAUGUAAAUGUAAAUAAAUGGAAAAAAGUACACAUAAGGGAGGGAUGCCUGUUGCCCUUUAAUUACUCCUCAAAAUGUCACACUGCUUGGGUGGCCUGUUGUGACUUACAAUCUGAUCGGUGCAAGGACAAAAACAGGAUAAGAAGAAAAAAAACAAAGCACAAGGUUAGCAGGAGUACAAAAUAACAAUAAAAAAAAAAGCCUUUGAGGUCGCAAUUGCUGAAAAGAAAAGGUGAAAAGCCAAUACUCCUUCUGAAGUCAGUGGUAAAGCUCUCAGUGACAUGGAACUGAGUAUCUCAUGGAUCUUGAGUAUCUGAGCUGGUAGAGUACUCAACCAGAUUCCUAGUGCAACAAAAAUAAGGCUUGUGUUUAACUGUAGGGCCAGAUCCAUUUCUGAGUUUUUGUGUCUGUUCACAUUCACAAGAGUGUUCAAUACCUCUUGGUGAACUGCUGUCAGAAUUUCAGAAGGAAUUCUUAGAAAUGGUUGGGGGUUGUCACCUUUAAUGCCUAUUUUCUGAUCAUGAGGAAGCACCUUGAAAUUUUAAUUAGCAAUUGGUUAAUGUUCAUAGCCUAUGUGCUGAAAGAACUUGGUGUUGCUUGUGCCUUACUGCAUGCUGGAGGAUCUGCUUCUUUAUAUUAGGAUCCCUGUUUUAUGCCUUCUGUGGCAUCAGGCAUGUCACACCUGCAUAAAACUGAAGGAACAAACAGUGCUGCAUCACUGUGAAACUUUUUUACUACUUCCUUUACUACUUUGGUUCAGUACCAGCACAGCUACAUGGGUGCAAGGAGUGCUCCAAGUUUUUCUGGAGGGAGGCCAUACACAGGUAUACGUGGGUCCAAGCUAAAUAAGAACAGAUUUCCUAGAAAGCUCGUCCACACGGUGAGCUGAGUUUUGUGCAAAAUCUGUCCAGGUAGUUUGGAGCUCCUUUGAAAAAGCUGUCUGUCUUCCUCUUCAGAACAGGCUUACACAACACAUUGAUUAAAAACAUACAGAACACUUACCUACAGCUUGUAACUGCACUGCCACAUUUCCUAGACGUAGGUUAGACUGCUGGUGGUAAAACAAUUCUCGUUAUGGGCAAGGCUAAGGUGGGCUUUAAUUACUGUGGCUGUGCAUGCACACUAUCGUGUCUUACUUUCAAGUGCCUGACCAGCUGCUUUGAUCCUAGACCUGUCAAUGGUGGCAUUCAGUUAUGAAAAAUUUAAGCUGGCACAUUGAAGUUAUUUAGGUGAUUUCUCAUGUCUUUUACUCCUUUGUGUACAUGGGUGCACAGGUUGUCUGUUCUUACGUUUCAAAUGCCAUUUGAGCAAUAUAUCAAGAAUUUUCAAUGAAAUAUAAGUGAAAAUUAAUGACCUGUGCCAUCACAAAUUGCUUCAUGACAAUUACAUUUUUAAAUUGUUACAGAAGAAAUCCUUCUUCACUUAGAAUUCCUGCCUUUUUAACAGUAAUGUUGCUAGGGUUCAAUUAAGAAAAAAUAAGUAAAGUGAUUGUGUAACUUGCUCCCAUUUACAAGUACAACUGUCUGCACAAAUUUGGACUUAGACAAAGCAAAUCAUGAGUUUCUUUUCUGCAUUCAAGCAGCUGCUUAUUACACAGAGGUAGCUUUGGAAAAUGUUACAGAAUACAGUAAGAAUGAAAGCAAUGCUUUCAGAGUCACUGGUCUAAAAAACAGAGUCCAAGAGAAGUUACCAUUUGUAGCAUAAUUUAAUCCAAUACAAAGAAUUCUAGAGCGGUGAUAUUACUUUCAGUGAAAUUCUGACAGAGGUUAAAAACCUCUUCUUGGAGGUUCUUUUUCAGUAAUCUACUUGUGUGUAGAUUUGUCUACGUGGAAAUCAUCAGUUUAUACAUAGAAUGUGGAUAGUUGUGCAAAAGAGUAGUAAUGCGCACAUUUCACAGUUCUGAGCAGAUUCAGCCAAAUUUGACCCAUCUCUUAAAAUCCCUGCCACUAAAACUUGUGCUGCAACUCAACAUUUGUCUGGAUUUUAUCCUGCUGAUUACUCCUUGUAUUUCUGCUGUCAGGAGGUUAAUUUUUGCCCUUCUGGUAUAUGUCCAUAGGUUCUGCCUGAAAAUGAGAUGUUAAGUAUUUUUCUCCUGUGUUAAUUGAAAAGAUUUAAACGUGUCUGUGAUUCCUUCUUUUUAUAAUGAAAUGUUCAGCAGCCUAAGGUAAGAAGCAAAAAACCACACAGAGCGUGUGUUCUACAAUCAAAAUUGGUCUGCCUACACAUGAUGGCACAGUGUCCAUUGUAGGCUUACCCGUAAUUUUAAGCAUCCUAGAAAUAUUUAAAUAUAAUAAACACCAUAGCACUAAGAGGAAAUGGAGCUAGGCAUGCCACAUAAUUCUUCUUUGGAUGCAAAUAUGUGACCUGCAGCUCAUAAAAUGCUGCUUCUUAAGAUAUUGGUGCCCCUGCUGCCCUUAACUGAACUUCAGUUGUUCAUUGCCAUUACAUUUUUGUUGCAGAGUAGGGUAGCCUAAUUUAUGUUCCCUAGCAGUUUGCUAAACACAUGCAAGCCCAUUUCAAGGUCAGUCAUGUCAUCUGUGUCUUGAUGCCGGUCUUUGUUAAAAAAUUAGAGCAAGGAAAGAUCCACUCUUGGAGUUUUAUAAGGCUGGUUGAAUUGAACUAUUCAGGAAGAAGACUGUGCAAGAGAAAUCUUUUCAGCUACUUAACCUGCAGAUGUUUGCAGCAAAUCUGUAUUGCUUCCGAACUAACUUGAAUAUUCUUCUUACAUUUUGAAAAAACGAUGUAUUUGCAUCAGGUAGAGAUAGUCCAUUCCUCAAAUGGAAAACCAGAUGUAUUCUUCUCUCUAUUUAAUUGGCUUCUCUCUAUUUAAUCAGAUCUUUCGGUCUGAUUUACAGCCCAGUAAAGUUAAUGCAAAUAUGGAUUCCAGUCAUGGUUCAAUUAUUAGAUCAGGCCUUAUUCUGAGGUCUGUUCCUCUCCCACUGAUGUCAAAUGGGGUGUUGCCAGUGACUUCAAAGGAACAAGGAGGAGGCCUACCGUAUCACAAUAGAAACAUCUAUAUAGGUAAAUAAAAUCAAUAGUUCUAACUUUAAGGAAUGAGCUAGUAAGUCUAGAUGUCAUUUUUCCAACUAUUGUAGCCCACUGAACCUAUAAAUAAUUUUUAUAUCUAUAUAGCUAUACAUUAUAUAUAUAUGUAUGUACAUACAUACUACGAUACAAUAACUUAACACUGGGUAACUUCUCAUGAUAGAUUUGCAUUAAUAAUACGGGUCUAUUUUUAUGUACAUAGAAUAUUGUAGAGUAUCUUCCAGUCUUUUUCAGGAUUGUUAAAUUGAGAAGAGCAAUUGAAUAUUUGUCCUAUUUUUAUGUUAAAAAGUGAAUGGACUGAAAUGUUAAAUGUGAAUGUAAAUUUCUUAUUGCAACUUUUAUACUGAGUGUUUGCACUAUUGUAAUUUCUGGAAUCUAAUUAAAAAUAAAGGAAAAAAAAUUUGCUUGAAUAAACAGCUCUUUGGGAUUGUU
This is a messenger RNA of Chroicocephalus ridibundus (black-headed gull), 13734 nucleotides long. It is a transcript of the gene ADCY1, whose product is annotated as adenylate cyclase 1. NCBI's taxonomy places the organism in Eukaryota, Metazoa, Chordata, Aves, Charadriiformes, Laridae. Gene Ontology annotation, molecular function: adenylate cyclase activity. Gene Ontology annotation, biological process: cAMP biosynthetic process; intracellular signal transduction; adenylate cyclase-activating G protein-coupled receptor signaling pathway. Bases 134 to 3562 code for a protein of 1142 amino acids. The record is from RefSeq and is a predicted model, not a curated record. The transcript is spliced from 20 exons. Gene Ontology annotation, cellular component: plasma membrane.